CUUCCCAUACUAACCGGAAAUUUAUCAAACGACACGCGGACAAUUAUUAAAAUUUCGGGAGACCAAAAAGACGUCGUUGCACACAUUUUGAAUUUAUUUGGAGAAACAAUUAAUUAGAAAAUUGCUGUUUUACAUAAAUAUUCUCAGUCGGUAACAUCACUUCCUGUACUUUUAAAAAUCAUAUAAUACCAAAAGUUUACAUUAUUCACGCUUAAUGACCCAAAAAACCAUCAUUGUUGUGUUUUUAUAAUUGUUUGUGGCCGUUUAUUACGGAAAAAUCUCGCUUUUUUGCUGAUUUCGCAUAAAAACGUCGCGUGCUGUCAAGCGCGCCCUAACCUCACUACCCCAGUUCGUGAUGGAAGAGCCAAAACGCGAGUUCCCCAAGCCCAAACGUUCAAAAACCGACCACGUGAAGAACAUCGUGCACUCCUAUCUCCAGAAACGCAACUACGCCCCGAUUGGCAUUGAAAACUGCCGUCCCGACCAGCAACUCACUUACUCCCUCAUCGAAAACGAAAUCAGUCGCCCCAACUCAAUCCUCUACAGUUGUUACAACAGCGACCCGGUCGUAAUCGACCACAACUUCACCAAAUUCAUCACCUGGCUCAAAGACUGCUCAAAAACGAAAAACUGUCCCGAUUUGGAACAACUCACAGCCCCCUUUUUCUGUCAUUUGUACCUUGACAUUCUCAAAGGGGGGCACUCGGACCGCGCUGCCACGUUCCUCAAAGCGCACCUUCCGGCCAUCGAUAAGACGAAAUGUGACGAUUUUGUUAAAGACUUGGUGAAUUUAUUCGCAAAUGAUUGUGACGCCACUUGCAUGAUUGAACAGUUCCGUAACAACAAAUAUUACGUCGAGUUAUUGCCACAAUCGCUCGCCUUAUUGAAGAAAUUCGUGGCGGAAAACUGCCACGUUGUUUUUUUACACGUGCUACAAACGUGGUUCGAUAUCAGACAAAGUGAGGAUAGAGAUAAUGAAAGUGAGGGGAAAAUGGACGACAAGGGGGCGCACAAUGGCGUGUGUCUCGACGACAAGUUACGCAAAAUUUUGGACACGAUCAACGACCUGGACAAGGAACCGAAACAAAUUUUCUUGGCCAACAUUUCAAACACCAAUGAGCCGAUUUCAAGCGCUUUGAUUAAACGCACUUGUGGUUUAAUCGCCUACAAUCAACACAACAUCGUUCAUCUGCGCCCCGUUCAUUCGUACGACCCCAUUCUGGGGGUACGUGACUGCAAGGAAAUCAAAUUAAACGAUCACACGAAACGCAUUUAUUCAAUAAAUAUUUCGCCCGAUUGUUGCAAACUUGUGACAGGUUCCGAAGACUCAAACUUGUGCAUUUACGACUUGAACGAAAUCAAAUUAAUUAAAAAUUGUACGGGUCAUUUGGGCCCCAUUUACUGCACCACUAUUAGUAGUAAUAGUGUUUACGCAGCGUCGGGUUCACUGGACACAACAGCCCGGCUUUGGGACCUUGAAAAGGGGCACACGUUACGUGUCUUUGUGGGGCACACUGAAGCCAUCACGUGUAUUGACUUCCAUCCGAAUUGUUUGUACGUGGCGACCGGUUCAGCUGAUCGUAAUAUCCGACUUUGGAGUGUUGAUAAUGGGAAUCCGUUAAGACUUUUUCACGGUUGUAAAGGUGUCGUUUAUGGGGUUUUAUUUAGCCCACUUGGUGAUGUUUUGGCUAGUGUUAGUGACGAUAAAAAAGUGAGACUUUGGGAUAUUUUAAAUUCGAAGGUUAAUAGUGAAAUUAAGCAAAAGGGGCUGCCGGCCACUAAACUAGUGUGGAGUAGUGAUGGGAAACAGUUGUGUACGGGGGCCAUUGAUGGGGCUGUGCGCGUGUGGGACUUGGGACAGGUUUUAGACAGCUCGAGUGAACCUGUGAUUAGUUUAAACGUGAAUGGAAAAAUACUAGCUUUGGAGUACUCGUUCGAUACGUUCGCUUGUGUUACUUAAACUU
Messenger RNA from Tribolium castaneum (red flour beetle), 1964 nucleotides. RefSeq names its product will decrease acetylation (gene wda). The transcript has a single exon. The record is from RefSeq and is a predicted model, not a curated record. Gene Ontology annotation, biological process: transcription initiation at RNA polymerase II promoter. Gene Ontology annotation, molecular function: RNA polymerase II general transcription initiation factor activity; protein binding. Bases 356 to 1960 code for a protein of 534 amino acids. Lineage: Eukaryota; Metazoa; Arthropoda; Insecta; Coleoptera; Tenebrionidae. Gene Ontology annotation, cellular component: transcription factor TFIID complex.